GAUCAGAGAUGAAUCACACGGCUCUCGGUAACUCGUACCACCAUGCGACACCAGACUUCCCAAUUCUAGAAAUCAAUCCGGUACCGUACUACGGUACUGUAUCAUCGAUAAUGCGCAUAGUCGUGCCAGUAGAUAAAUUACUGUAGUUACUGGAACAGCAUAAACGCGGCGAAGAAGAGAUUAACGCAGAGCGACUAGACUCGAUCGAAACUGUUCUAGGACACACAAACACACACACACACAUACACAACCCCAUUGUAAGCACAGUAUUACCGUGAAUGUUGCUCGUGACACGAUCAUAAUUAUAACUCUGAACCGUACCGUACAGGUGAAAAGAAAAAAAAGUACUGCAUCAGUGGAUCCUUACCGUGAUUCUCUAUUGUCAACAGGAACGAAGCAAUCUAGCUAGGAGGAACGACGCAACACAUCCGAUCGGGCAACCGGGCGCGCAAAAAUACGAAAGCACCCAUCGAGUCGAAUCUAGACAACGACGAACACACAACACACAACACAACACGCGAACAAUACUAGACCAGAGCACCACACCACAACAUGUUCAAUCCGGAGGCACUGGGCGAAAGGAACAUUGCCGAGCAGCGGCGCAAGGACGCCUUUCGAAACAUCGAGAAGUGGUCCUUGGAAUUGAUACCCGAGUMCAUGCGGGAGGCCGCACAGGUCUCGGGGCAGGAAAUCGUCUGCGGGGAUCCGGAUUGCUCCCCCGUCGAUACGCUCGUGACGAUCAAUUUUGAAAGGUGAGAACAAACGACCAAAACCCAACGCCGAAUCGAGCGGAGURCGAACCAGUUCGGUCCAGGAACGAAACGUUACGGGACGKGRCGUGGCGUGGCGUAAUGGCAAUCGAUGCGAUGUGCGCCUCCGAGCGGAAUUUUCGUUGUUGUCUCACGCCUCUGUGCUGCUGUUUUCUGUGGAUUCUCGUCCGUGUGCGCUUUUGUAAAACAAACGCUUUCAAAUACCUCCGAAAACGUUUGUUUCUUUUGUCGUGUAUGUUCGCUGUGUGUGUCUGCGGGUUUGUGCACCGAUCGCCUCGAUUGCAAAACCCCCAACCGCAGUGGGAAGGACGGUAUGUUCGGCCUCCCGAUGGAGGCCUACGAGGUGACGAAGGAAGAACUCCAGAGCAAGUUCCCCACCACCGACGUCCUGGGGAAGUGGCACGCCGGCGAGGACGCCGAGUGGCCGCCGUACGAGGAACCGGAGUUCCCCCAGCUGCGGUUCGACGUCGGGGAGAAGGUCCUGUGCCGGAUCGGCCCCGACGCCGAGAAGGACUGGGCGCCCGGCACGGUCACGAUGCUGUGGUACUCGGAGCAGACCUGGCCACCGGGAUCCUUCGCCCCCUACAAGGUCAAGCUGGACGACGGCCGGUCUAUAUUUGCACCGGGCGACUUGGACCAGGUGAUUAGGAGGGCGUCGUAGCAUCGGRUGCGUAGGAGGCAAAACGGAAUGGAACGAAACACAACCAAUGGGCUUGUGUGCUGGAAUAYGAGCGAAUCAACUGGAAUCGGAUUCAUUUAGAAAAAUUGCAACGAUGCUCUAAAAGCAAGGCACAUCGCACAAAACAAAGGAUUGGCKAAAACAAUAACACGCGGAUGCAUAAUAAUAAUGAUAGAUAUAGUGU
Messenger RNA from Pseudo-nitzschia multistriata, 1633 nucleotides. Lineage: Eukaryota; Bacillariophyta; Bacillariophyceae; Bacillariales; Bacillariaceae. The record is from the annotation of a GenBank genome assembly.